UGGUACAAGCAGAACAGAAAGAAGGGGCUAGCGCGUGCUGCCGAUGUUUUGCCAACUGCGUCUCCUCUCUCCUCUCCUCCCUACGCAACCGCCUCUUGAUGCUUCUCCAACUCGCUUCACGUCUCCUCCUCCGCCUUAAACGCAUAGCAGAUCUUCCUCCUCCUCCUCCUCCUCCUCUUCAUCUCCUUCAAGUAAGUAUCUAAUUUCCUCCAUCGCGAAUCAAUGUGUUCAUAAUCUUCACUGUUCCCUCAGAUCGAAUCAUCCUUUGUGUUUGCUCUUUUCUUUUUUCUUUUUUUUAAUUUCUGCAGAGUUUUGGAGAUUAUUUUAGUUUGAUGAUCUGUUAGCUGUAUGUUUACUUCUAUUCUAAAGAUAAUUGUUUGGCAUAAUUUUUAAUU
Messenger RNA from Rubroshorea leprosula, 395 nucleotides. Lineage: Eukaryota; Viridiplantae; Streptophyta; Magnoliopsida; Malvales; Dipterocarpaceae. The record is from the annotation of a GenBank genome assembly.